Molecule: messenger RNA, 1980 nt
Organism: Limanda limanda (common dab)
Lineage: Eukaryota; Metazoa; Chordata; Actinopteri; Pleuronectiformes; Pleuronectidae
Gene: scara3
Product: scavenger receptor class A, member 3
Exons: 13
Coding region: 1-1980 (659 amino acids)
Source: RefSeq, a predicted model, not a curated record
AUGAAGUCUUCAACACGCCGACAUACAUUACAUCAGGCCGGUGUGAACUCUGAGUCCAGCUCCUUCUGGCAGCUUCGACACGAGAACCUGUCCGACUGCUUCUCCUCAGCUCAGUCACACAAAAGCAACAACCGCCCUCGUGCUGUGAUCCGCUACGGGACCGAUAACUAUGGAGGAUAUGAGAACCGUCUUUUCAAAGAGGAGGACCUCACAGGAGAGGAAGAGGAGAUGCCUUCCUUUAGAGGUCGUAGCAGAGGAGGCUGUGUGAGGUGCCAGCAGAGCAGCUCACUCCAGCUGGCCGUCAAGGUUCUCUAUGGAUUCAUCGCGUUCCUCAUCAUCACAGUGGCCGUGCUGGCAUCGCUUGUCUUCAGGAAGGUGGACAGGAUGUCGGAGGAAGAGUCCGUCUACCACAGUAAAAUCACCAAAGCUCAACAAGGAAUCGAUGACCUGAGCUCCACCUCCAACUGCUCAGGCUGUCUGGAUGUGACGCUGUACAGCGAGGAGAUCAGCCGGCUGAAGAGAGAGUUCGAGGACAUCCAGAAAAUGAUACUGGGGCAAGAGCAGCACCUGGACCAGGCGUCACAGACCCAGGACACUCUGAAGGCCACCAACUCCCGGCUGAUACGUGAUAUGCAAAACCACCUGACGAUGAUCAGGUUCCUCAACCAGUCUCUGGAGAGGUACCUGGAUCGGGUGGAGGCCUGGAAGGAGGUGAUCGAGGAAAGUGAGGAGAAGAUGAACACGCUGACGGAGGAUCAGUACGACGUCAAAGCCACGGCGCAUCAGGUCAACACCACAGUGGCUCUCAGUGCAAUGUGGAUCGACGCCCUGCAGAGAAAAGCAGACGAGGAGACUCUGGUCCUCCAGAAGCUGACCAGCGACUGGCAGAACUACAGCCGCGUCCUGACCGCUCUCAAAUCAAACACAAGCAUCACCACGCAAAACAUGCGCUUCCUCCAGAACAACGUCGCUGCAGACCACCAGAGGAUCGCCAUGACCACCGAGGUGUACUACGCCCUCAAUCAGCAGGUGAUAAACCUGCAGAUGCAGCUCGAAAAUGUGACGUCUUUCAUGGAUGAACACGAGGAGAACAUGCAUGACCUUCACUACCAUUCCAGGUACUAUGAGAACCGCACAGGUGAGCGUUUCUCCGCCUUGGACGGUCGUCUGAACUCCAUCAUGAUGGAGAUCGAAACGGUCUCCUCCAGCAUCAACGCCACCGUCAGCCACGUCCAGAGCAUGUACAAGUACAUCAACAUCGAGAGCUCGUCCUGCCAGAGCCGCCUGGGCAGACACACAGAGGAUCUACAGAAUCUGAACAGCACAGUGUUGUUACUCCUACACAUGGCCGACACCCUGAGUCAGCAGAGCAUGAUGUUGAAUGUGCGACUGGACGUGGACGUCAGGAACCUGACCAUGGUGAUGGAGGAGAUGAAGCUUGUGGACGUUCACCAUAAACAGCUCAUUACCAACUUCACUAUAGUAAAAGGGGCUCCUGGACCCCCGGGGCCCAAAGGUUACCGUGGUGAAAAUGGUCCAAAAGGGCCUUUAGGACUGCCUGGAAGCAAAGGGGACAGAGGCGUCUUAGGAAGUCGUGGAUCCGCUGGACCGAAGGGGGCUCUUGGUCCUUUAGGUACUCGAGGUGGGUCAGGGCCCCCCGGCAAUAAAGGGACAGUCGGGAUCAAAGGAGCCAAAGGUGCUCUUGGUACCCCAGGGCCAGGUGGUGUACCGGGCCAGAAAGGUGACAUUGGUCCCUCGGGUAGAGACGGUCUUCCAGGGCCCCCAGGGUCCACAGGGCUGCAGGGUCAGUCAGGACUACCAGGCAUCAUUGGGCCAGCAGGACCAAGAGGAAAACCAGGGCCAGUAGGGGCACCCGGACCACCAGGAACCCCCGGACCUCCAGGCUUUUCAUACAGACAUGACCAAAUCAACACGCAGAAGCAGACCAUGGCGCCUGUCGCUGGGUCGAAGAGGCAGUAG